This is a messenger RNA of Cyanidioschyzon merolae strain 10D, 5367 nucleotides long. RefSeq names its product probable pullulanase. Bases 1 to 5367 code for a protein of 1788 amino acids. The record is from RefSeq and is a predicted model, not a curated record. The transcript has a single exon. Gene Ontology annotation, molecular function: carbohydrate binding; hydrolase activity, hydrolyzing O-glycosyl compounds. Lineage: Eukaryota; Rhodophyta; Bangiophyceae; Cyanidiales; Cyanidiaceae. Gene Ontology annotation, biological process: carbohydrate metabolic process.
AUGGAGGCGUGCACGCUCCUGAUCUACUAUCACCGACCGGACAGCUGCUACGAUGACUGGAAACUCUGGGUCUGGGAAAACGCCGGCCCAGAGGCUUCUGAUGCGCUCUUGCCCCAGUUGGUGCAACCCGCUUUCCUUAACUGGACACAGCAGGCUGCCUCUAGCCUAGAGGAACGUGGAAUGCAUUUCUCGCGGCAACCAGUUCCAACGGCACUGGCCGUACCCGGAUCGAAAGGAGCCGCAUCGAACUGGGCUCCGAGAGGAAGCCCAGUCGAUCACUGGUAUGGACGCUUGUUCCGGGUGGAUGUACCCCACACGUCACGACAGCAGCGCGUACUAGGUGUUCUCCCGGUAAAGGCACGCGAGCCGUACCAGGAGUUCGAGGCGAAAGACGCAGGCGGCGAUCGCUUGUUGCACCUAUCGAGUGCACAGGUCGGCGACCCGUCCCUACCGCGGAUUUUCUAUCUACACCAGGAUCUGGCUGAUGUCGCCGAUAAUCCUGCUGUGUUUGGCCUCAGCGAAGAUGUCGCGCACAUCUACGUGCGGCGUGUACCAAGUCAGCGGCGAACUUGUAGCCUCGGUUUGCGGUUGCGAUGGACAUCGGUACAGGGGAAUGUUACGGAGCGCGUGGUGUCUCCGGACUGCGGCUGUUCGCCUUAUGGAUGCCUUGCUCCCUGGUCGGCUGCAUUCGGACAGCGUUUUACGUUGCCGCGAUUCCUCUUUCAGUAUUGGAUGACCGCUGCCUUGAGCCUGGAACUGGUUACCGGAAACAGCACCGUGAUGCUCACUGUCGGAGAAACGGAGGGCAGCGCUGGAGCCGGCCUUACAUGGCCUUCGCCUCUGACGACGGCGAGUGAAUGCCCCCGUGCGUAUUUUGCCGUGGAGGAUAGCCCAGGCUUGUUCACAAGCGUGGAGUCCGUAACAAUGCUGGGUGAGGCGGGUACGCCCCGCUUCCUGCGGAUCGGUAUCCACGGUCUGGAUGCCCCGUUCCCCGUAGCUAUAUUCGAUGAUGCGCUCACCAGUUUUGCAGAGAUUCCAGCUGAUGCCUUUCGGGACGGCUGGUCGCUCUACAUCCUGGAUCGCCAGGCCUAUGGUCGAAGUAGAAGACUCGGUCUCGCCGUCGUUGAUCCGCUACUCGAUGAACCGCUGCCAACGCCCCAGUUCUGGCUGGAACCGGAGCCUGCCAUGGAAUGCGCUGUAGCAUUCGAGUACGCAGAGGGUUCGCUUCGACUGUCUCCGGCCUCUUUCUGGACGCUAUUCAGCCAGCGACGGUCUGUCGACGAGCACCAAAGCACUCGCCCUGGCUAUGCGCGAGGCGCCACCCUCGCUUGUAGAGAAAACGUUCUCCGCUCGCUCACGGACACGCUUGGGCUCUGCUCCUCAGAGGUCCAUUGUUUCCGCGGCAUCGAGCAGACUCACUGGGCGUUGUGCCGGUUGCCGACGUCACCGCCAAUGGAGCAACUAUCCGUUGGACAAGCGUCCAGCAUGCUUGCUGUACUGCACUCGGAGCAGGGUGCCUCGAAUAGAGGCCUCCAUCUGUUUGCACCGCGUUGGGGAGCACCGUACUUCUUCCCCGCGGAGCAGAGCGUCUUCUACGUGUGGUAUCGGCGCUAUAGUCGGGAUCACUGGCUGCAGUGGCGCCUUUGGAUCCUGACCAAUAACGUGCCCCGGUAUUCGAGCCCUGUGAUUAGCUGGGAGCACGCUACGGAUCGAGCGCUUUUCGUGGCCCUGGUACCGCCUGCUAUCCAAGGCACAGCGGUUGCGUUGUUGCUCUCCCGAGACGACCAGCUGCCGCCGUCGAUUGCCGAGCACCUCGAAGCGUCUGUGGAAGAGGUCUUCGAUCCAAGCGCCCUCAACUGGGACCUGCAACGGAUCUGGUACCCGAACGCUGCGGAGCGAGAGGUUUUCCUCUUCCAGGGCAGAGAGCAGGUGUUUCACCAGGCAGACCUUGUCGAUGUUGAACCGCGCUGGUUGCAGGAGCAGUAUCUAGAGGUUGCAUAUCUCCGGCCGCGCGGUGACUACGAGGCGUGGCAUCUCUGGCUCUGGGAUGCUGACUUUGCCGCCUCUACUGGCAGAGAAGUAGCCUCUGCGGCGAGAGCACCCAUCGACGAGCAGCAUCCGCAUGUUGAAGCGCUCAUCUUUCGGAUCGAUCGUGGCUGGUUUGGACCCGCCAAGCGACUCGGUUUUCUUGCCAAGAAACGAGGUGAGCAUGGGGUUUGGGCUGAUCGAGAUGGUCCCGAUCGCUUCUGGACGCUGAGUCCGCAGACCACGCGCGUAUGCUUCCUGCAGGGUCGUGAAGAGCUCGCGUUGUCCAUUGAGGACUUUGUGCUCGAAGUGACGCCGUUCUUUGAAGAUGAUCUUCUGGAGCUGUGUUUCCCGUUUCCGCCGUGGUGGAAGCAUUCGGCCUCUGUGACAGCCGCAGCCGAGCGAGACGGAAGCGCCCUCGUGACAACACCCAGGCUGGAUGCUGUUGCGAGAGACGCACCCAGAGGCGAUGCACCACCCGAGGAGCACUUUUUGUGGCAUGGCAGGGCGCCGACGCGCGAACCGCGGGUCUAUCGUCGUACAGCUCCGGGCGCUCCGAACCGAAUACUUGGCGACGACGUCGACGUCAACGACGACGACGACGACAUCAUUGAGGCACUCGAACUGACCCUCUAUUGGCAGGCACUGCCUAACAGACCCGAUGGUGGACAUGGAGCGAGCGCUGUUUCGCAUGAGCUGUGCGUUCGGAGUACGCACCAAGCGUCGCUGCUAGCCAUAACAGCUGACGAUGCUGCUGGUGUAACGUCAGCGGUGCUUAGCGCCAGCGAGUGCACUGCUUCUGCCAUGCAGAAGAAUCCUGCUGAUCCCUGGCGUUCGGAUACCACAACAGGACGCAGCGUCUCUGCGUCCGCCUCAGCGAGCAUCGAGUCAGGAACAACACAAUACGCGCUACCUCAUAUUGUUCGCAUGCGCUCGUGCUCGGACCCUUUGAAGCUGCAGUUUCAGCUGGAUCGCACCUUGGAUGAGGACUUUCCAGUCGAAGAGGUGAUGGUGCACCUGAAGGGGUUCUCGCCUUCGCGCGGUGCUUGGCGGCGCUACGAAAACGUCGACGACUACUACUACAGCGGAGCUCUCGGCUGGCACUACACCAAGAGCGCUACAACGUUUCGAGUGUUUGCUCCGACUGCCGACCUUGUGGUGCUCUGCCUCUAUCGAGAACCGGUUGGAACGGUCGGUCGACAAGCGUUCCCCAUGCGACGCAUUCCUCAGGGUGUUUGGAAGAUCGUUGUUCAUGGCGACUUGCAGGGCCUCUACUACACCUACCUCGCCGAGGGCGUCAACAAGCGGCUCUUCCCCGGAGUAGAGGUCAUUGAUCCGUAUUCGCGUUGUAAUACUGCCCACAACGGACGAGGACUCAUCUUCGGUGAGGAUCACACGGAGGUCGCGGAUCGACCCUGUAUCCCGCCCGAGCAUACCAUCAUCUACGAGGUUCACCUGCGGGACUUUACCAUAGACGAGUGCUCGGGUGUUCCGGAGAAGUUGCGCGGCAAGUAUCUGGGUCUUGCUCAGCAGGGGACGCAACUCCCGGAGCACUGGGUCCGCAGUCGCAUUGUAUCCUCAGCAGGUCGAGCGGCGCUCUUCUUGCGAGAUCGCGCGACACCAGACGCUUUCGAAGAAGACGUAUGCCCGUCAACUGUUGAAGAGGACGUCUAUACCGCACCGGUGCUCACGGAGGUUGCCGCCCAGGUUGACUGGACAGAUCGCAGCACGUGCCUGGACCACGUGCGUUUCCUUGGCGUGAAUGCACUCCAGAUCAUGCCAGUCCAAGACUUUGAUAAUGAUGAAUCGAAUCCGCUGGAGUAUCGCUGGGGAUACAUGCCGGUGCACUUCUUCUCGCCCGACGGCUGGUACGCCUCGUGUACCAGCGACGCGAGCCGGGUGCGCGAACUCAAGCAGUUGAUCGAUACCCUGCAUCGUGCUGGUCUGAAAGUGAUUCUGGAUAUGGUUCUGAAUCACACCGCGGAGGACCCGAACGAGUUCAACCUCGAGGCGCGCUUCUCGUUCAACGGCCUCGCACCGCGCUACUACUACCGCUUCUGGCCGGACGGCUCCUGGGGCGUCUCCGAGGCCUGCUACGCCAACGGCAGCGGUUGCGGUAAUGAGUUUCGUUCCGAGUCACCGAUGGGUCGCAAGUUUAUCCUCGACAUGCUGUGGUACUGGGCCACCGAAUACAAAGUCGACGGGUUCCGGUUCGACCUCAUGGGUCUCAUGGAUCGAGAAACGCUGCGCAUUGCUGCAGCCAAACUGCACGCGCUGGACCCGAACAUUCUGGUAUACGGGGAGCCCUGGAGCGCCGGGGAGACCCCCAUAAUCAUCACUGGAAAAGGUGCGCAGCGACACUUGGGGUUUGGUGUCUUCAACGACACGUUUCGGAAUGCGUUACGCGGAAGCAACCAGGGCAUCGAAGAGAAUUUCCUGCUCGACGGUGGAUGUAUCGAAGCUGUGAAGCAGGGCAUUCUCGGCAGUAUCGAUGAUUUCGCUGCGUCGCCGCUGGAAGUCAUCAAUUACGUGGAAUGUCAUGACAAUAGGACCUUGUGGGAUCACCUCUGGUACGUGAUUCGGGAGCGCGCAGACGCGAACAUUACCUACACUGCCGCCGAUGUCUUGCGCGUCUGCAAACUCGCUGCCGUCAUCCUGCUUACAAGCCAGGGUAUACCGUUUCUGCAUAGUGGUCAGGAGAUGGCGCGAAGCAAGUUUGGUGUAGAAAACUCGUAUCAGAGCGGUGACGAUAUUAACCGCCUGCGAUGGGAGCGCAAAAUCGACUUUUACGGACUCGUCGUUUACGUGCGUGGACUCGUGCAGUUACGACGAGCUCGCCCCGAUAUUUUUUCCAUGAGCGACGCUCAGCAAGUUCGCCGAUGUAUCGCAUUCUACGAAGCACUCGGUUUGCCCGUUCCCGAGCGUUGCCUCGCUUAUCGGAUAAUAGCGGAUGCUGGCCAAUCCGAGACGAACGCUAUCGAAGACGACCCCUGGCGGUGUGUUGCGCUGCUCUUCAAUCCGACACCGGUUGCGCAGGUGUUUCCCCUGCCACCCGAGGCAAAGGAUGAGCUCAUGACGGUUAUUGUGAACGAUCUGGAGGCACCUCGGGAUGCUGGUGCGUCGCUCGGGGAGUACCACAUCGGUUGGGCGUCUGUCCCCGGACGCAGUGCAAUGGUGCUGCGACUCUGCACCGAAUCGGAGCGGGAGCGAGCGCUUAUCGAGACUCGAUUGAACGCCAUCAGUGAGCCGUAUUCGAGUACAACAGAUCUUCCUGGUCUGUAUUCGUCGUAUGCCACCCCAGGGGGCUCGAAGACAUCUUCACCGGCGCCAGUGGCGGAGUGA